This is a messenger RNA of Malaya genurostris, 1118 nucleotides long. RefSeq names its product survival motor neuron protein (gene Smn). NCBI's taxonomy places the organism in Eukaryota, Metazoa, Arthropoda, Insecta, Diptera, Culicidae. The record is from RefSeq and is a predicted model, not a curated record. The transcript is spliced from 3 exons. Bases 102 to 938 code for a protein of 278 amino acids.
UCUUUUUUGUUUUGAUUUUGGCGCUUCAGAAUCUCAGUUGUUUGCAAUUGUUGCAUUUACACAAUAAUUCGUCCUCCGAACUAAACUCAUACUGCCAUUGAAUGAACGCGGCUCGUAACAAACCGAGCUCCAGUGGCUCCGAAAGUGAGCACUCGAUCGACGAAAUUUGGGACGAUUCACUAAUCAUUCGUAAGUACGACGAAUCUUUGGCCGUUGUGAAGGAAGAGGUUGCUAAGCGAUUGGCAAUGAAAACAAACAAAAAAAUGGCCAAAAUUCAAAAUGGUCAACCGGAACCUGGUCCGAGCGAGGGAGCGAAAUCUGAACAAGUCGAACAACCUGCUGGAGAGGAAAGUUCGGCAACCGAAAAGGGUUCCAGUGAAAUGGGCAACAAACCAGUAUUCAAGGUUGGCGAUUACUGCCGAGCCACGUACGAUGAUGGGGUUGACUAUGAAGCCAAAAUUAUGGAAAUGUCGAAGGAUGGCGAAACUUUGCUACGUUACGUUGGCUACAAUAAUGAUCAAACCGUAGCGGUGGAGAAUUUAGUGCCUUCAUGGGGACGCAAGGCACGUCGUAAACAACGCGAGGAUGCAGCUGAGCUAGCCGUUGAAGAAGAUCACCAACGGAUGGAGAUUAGUGAUGACGAGGACAAACUUACCAAAAAGGCUAGCAAGAUUCGCAUAAAUUACAGUCCAAGCUUUCGAAUGCCAGCGGCUGGAGCAGCUUCGGCAAAAGCUGCAGCCUAUGGCGCUGAACUCGGAAUGGGUGCCUCGUUUAUGGUUCCACCGCCACCACCGAUGCCACCGAUGCUAGAGGAUGACGACGACGAGCUGGAAUCGGAGAAUCUCUCCGCUAUGCUCAUGUCCUGGUACAUGAGUGGCUACUAUACCGGGUUGUACCACGGUCAGAAAAUGUCACAGAAAAGGGCUAGACCCUCCUAGAGUAGAGUUGCUGAUGAUUUGUUUUAAGGUAUUCUUUUUGACUUAUAUUGUUUACUCAUAGAGGAUAAGUUUCCUUUGGCUCGCGUCUGAAAUAGUUUGAAUUUGAAAUGAGCUUUUUUUUUUGUUUAGAACCAGCUUCCGUUCCGAAAGGUAAAUAAAGAUAAUUGACUUCGAAAAAGA